Molecule: messenger RNA, 366 nt
Organism: Geodia barretti
Lineage: Eukaryota; Metazoa; Porifera; Demospongiae; Tetractinellida; Geodiidae
Source: the annotation of a GenBank genome assembly
AUGUUCACAACCGAAGAGCGAGUGGACCUGUUCAAGCGCUGCAUACCGCAUCUGACGAAUGUGCGAGUAAUACCAUUCGUAGGACUUGCGCCUGCCGUUGCGCGCAGCGUGGAUGCAAGGUUCAUCAUCAGGGGAUUGCGCGCGGGUUUCGACUUCGAGACGGAGUUUGAGAUGGCGCUGAUGUGGCGCAACAUUGAUCCGGGCAUUGAUGUCGUCUGUCUGAUGACCGCCCUGGAGAAUCAGUUCGUACAUUCCAGUCGUAUCAAGGAAGUGGCGCAGCUUGGCGGCAGGAUUGAGAACCUGAUCCCCGCGCCGGUGUUGGAGGCGCUGAACGAAAAGCUCAAUUCGAGUGGGGCUUUUCAGUAA